Messenger RNA from Linnemannia hyalina, 978 nucleotides. The record is from the annotation of a GenBank genome assembly. Lineage: Eukaryota; Fungi; Mortierellomycota; Mortierellomycetes; Mortierellales; Mortierellaceae.
AUGAGCGCAAAGAGGAGUCAAGCCCAGUCCAUCGGUAGCCCCACCUCCAGCACAGGAAACGGAGAGGGCAAUUCGAACGGAAGCGAUCAGCACCUCGACAAAAAGUUCAAGCAGGUUCACGGCGACGGCGACGGCGACGAUGACGAGGAUGAUGAUGAUGACGAGGAUGCACCCAAGAGCGGAAAACGCGCCGGUCGCCGCAAGAUCAAGAUUGAGUACAUCGAAGACAAGAGCAGACGCCACAUCACCUUUUCCAAGCGAAAGUCCGGCAUCAUGAAGAAGGCGUUUGAACUGAGCACCCUCACAGGAACCCAGGUCCUCUUGCUUGUUGUCUCAGAAACAGGACUCGUGUACACCUUCACGACGCCCAAGCUGCAACCUCUUGUCACAAAGGCCGAAGGAAAGAAUCUUAUCCAGGCCUGUCUACAUGCCCCCGACAAGGAAGCCUCACCUGAGGCUCCCGAUCAAGCAUCUCCAGAGGCAACACCAGCACCCGAAUAUGAAGAUCCUCAGGCGGCGACCCCUCAGAGUGCACCAGGAGCUUCCCAGGGGCAAUCUUCGCCCCCUCAGCCUUCACCCCAACAGCAGCAGCAGCAAUAUCAACAACAACAGCAGCAACAGCAGCAGCAACAACAACAGCAGGCACAGCAGGGACACCCUCCACCUCCACUUCAAGGGCAGCCUUCGGGAGGAUAUGGAAGUUCGUCAGCGAUGAGUGUGCCCAGCUAUCCUCACCCAUACAGCCAUAUCCCCUUCCCCUCGCAGUACAACUACCCAACAGUGGGAUUGCAUUAUCAGAACGCGCCACCUAAUGCACCACCCAACUAUGGCGGCAACCAGUACUGGUCAGGACCUCCACCUCAGCAACAACAACAGGCACCCCCACAGCAGACUCAACAACAGCAGCAGCCUGCAGCGAACACGGGACCUUCUCAAACGACGGCACAACUGAAGGGAGGACGUAAAUCCGGGAAAUAA